Molecule: messenger RNA, 1062 nt
Organism: Eucalyptus grandis
Lineage: Eukaryota; Viridiplantae; Streptophyta; Magnoliopsida; Myrtales; Myrtaceae
Product: putative wall-associated receptor kinase-like 16
Exons: 1
Biological process (GO): cell surface receptor signaling pathway; protein phosphorylation
Cellular component (GO): plasma membrane
Molecular function (GO): protein serine/threonine kinase activity; ATP binding
Source: RefSeq, a predicted model, not a curated record
CAUGAUAGAACCACAAAAAAUGCAAAAAUCUUCAGCGCUGAAGAGCUAGAGAAAGCUACCAACAAUUAUGAUGAGAGUAGAAUAGUUGGCCGAGGAGGAUAUGGUACCGUUUACAAAGGGUUGUUGCCAAAGAAUGUGGUAGUUGCGAUUAAGAAGUCCAAGCUUGUGGAUCAAAGCCAAAUUGAACAGUUCAUCGAUGAAGUCAUCGAGCUUUCUCAAAUUAAUCACCGUAAUGUGGUCAAGCUUUUGGGAUGUUGUUUGGAAACAGAGGUGCCUUUAUUGGUGUACGACUUCAUCAACAAUGGAACCCUCUUUGAUCACAUCCACAAUCCAAACAAAUCAACAAAGCUGUCUUGGGAGAUUCGAUUGAGAAUUGCUUCAGAAACUGCUGGAGUCCUCUCGUACUUGCACUCUGCAGCUUCCACUCCCAUUAUACAUUGAGAUGUCAAAUCGGCAAACAUCCUUUUGGAUGAUAGUUACACCACGAAAGUCUCCGACUUUGGAGCUUCAAGAUUAGUCCCACUUGAUCAAAUGCAAUUGUCGACUAUGGUUCAAGGACCAUUGGGAUACUUAGACCCUGAAUACUUGCUCACAAGCCAAUUGACAGAGAAGAGUGAUGUUUACAGUUUUGGGGUAGUGCUAGUUGAGUUAUUGACAGGGAAGAGGGCACUUUCUUUUGACCAAUCCGAAGAAGAGAGGAGCUUGGCAAUGUACUUUCUUUCAUCAUUGAAGAAGGGCAAAUUGUUUCACAUUGUUGAGGAAAUUAUUGCAAAUGGAGAAAAUAAUGAGCAGGUGACAGAAGUUGCCAAUCUUGCAAAGAGAUGCUUGAGAAUAAAAAGCAAGGAGAGACCAACCAUGAAGGAAGUAGCAAUGGAACUGGAAGGACUUAGAGCAAUAGCUAACCAUCCAUGGGUGAAUGAUAUUGAUGUGAAUCCAGAAGAGACAAUUUGUUUAUUGGGAGAGAAGACCAAUGUGUACAUGAAUAGUAUUGCCAGCACAAGCACUGGGUACACGGAUAGCAUGAAAAGCCAUGUCAUGCCACUAGUUAGUAGUGGGAGAUGA